Molecule: messenger RNA, 2738 nt
Organism: Lipotes vexillifer (Yangtze River dolphin)
Lineage: Eukaryota; Metazoa; Chordata; Mammalia; Artiodactyla; Lipotidae
Gene: PALD1
Product: phosphatase domain containing paladin 1
Exons: 21
Coding region: 156-2735 (859 amino acids)
Source: RefSeq, a predicted model, not a curated record
AAUUUGGGAGGAGCCAGCCGGAGCCCGCGCCGGGCGCGACCCGCCGCUGCCUGACUCGGCGCCCGCUGUUCGGGCGCAGCGCGCCAGCCGCAGGAGCGCUGAUGCCCCGGAGCCGCGGGCUGACAGGUCUUGGGUCCUGAGGCCGCCGGCAGACUAUGGGUACAACGGCCAGCACAGCCCAGCAGACAGUCUCAGCCAGCGCCCCCUUUGAGGGCCUCCAGAACGGUGGCACGAUGGAUGGUCGGCACUCACUCAGUGUCCACUCCUUCCAGACCACGGGCUUGCACAACAGUAAGGCCAAGUCCAUCAUCCCCAACAAGGUGGCCCCCGUCGUGAUCACGUACAACUGCAAGGAGGAGUUCCAGAUCCACGAUGAGCUGCUCAAAGCCCAUUACACGCUGGGCCGGCUCUCAGAUGCCACCCCAGAGCACUACCUGGUGCAGGGCCGGUACUUCCUGGUGCGGGAUGUUGCAGAGAAGAUGGAUGUGCUGGGCACUCUGCAGAGCUGUGGGGCCCCCAACUUCCGGCAGGUGCGGGGCGGGCUCACUGUGUUUGGCAUGGGGCAGCCCAGCCUCUCAGGAUUCAGGCGGGUUCUUCAGAAACUCCAGAAGGACGGACACAGGGAGUGCGUCAUCUUCUGUGUGCGGGAGGAGCCCGUGCUGUUUCUGCGUGCUGAUGAGGACUUCGUGCCCUACACGCCUCGAGACAAGCAGAGUCUUCACGAGAACCUCCACGGCCUCGGACCCGGGGUCCAGGUGGAGCGCUUGGAGCUGGCCAUCCGGAAGGAGAUCCACGACUUUGCCCAGCUGAGCGAGAACAAGUACUACGUGUACCACAGCACCGAAGACCUGCGGGGGGAGCCCCACACCGUGGCCGUCAAGGGCGAGGACGAUGUGCACGUGACCCAGGAGGUGUACAAGCGGCCCCUCUUCCUGCGGCCCACCUACAGGUACCACCGUCUGCCCCUGCCAGAGCAAGGGGCCCCCCUGGAAGCCCAGUUUGAUGCCUUUGUCAGUGUCCUCCGGGAGACCCCCAGCCUGCUGCUGCUCCGAGAGGCCCACGGGCCUCCCCCUGCUCUCCUCUUCAGCUGCCAGACAGGCGUGGGCAGGACCAACCUGGGCAUGGUUCUGGGCACCCUCAUCCUGCUUCACCACAGUGGGACUGCCUCGAGGCCGGAGGCUGCCCCUACAAAGACCAAGCCGCUGCCCAUGGAGCAGCUCCAGGUGGUCCAGAGCUUUCUCCACAUGGUGCCCCAGGGGAGGAGGAUGGUGGAGGAGGUGGACAGAGCCAUCACCGCCUGUGCAGAGUUGCACGACCUGAAGGAAGGAGUCUUGGAACACCAGAGGGAGCUGGAAGGCAGCCCGCCGCAGACCCCGGCUCAGGAAAGCGGCGGCCAGCGCGGUGUCCAGCAGAGGGCGCUGCGGAGCCUGGAGCAAUACUUCUACCUGGUCCUGUUUAACUACUACCUCCAUGAGCAGUACCCGUUGGCUUUUGCCCUCAGUUUCAGCCGCUGGCUGUGUGCCCGUCCCGAACUGUACCGCCUGCCUGUGACACUAAGCUCAGCGGGGCCUGUGGCCCCUGGGGACCUUAUCACCACCGGCUCCCUGCGGGCAGAUGACCUCAUCUCCCCGGACGCACUCAGCACCGUCAGAGAGAUGGACGUGGCCAACUUUCGGCGGGUGCCCCGUUUGCCCAUCUAUGGCACGGCCCAGCCCAGUGCCAAGGCCCUGGGGAGUAUCUUGGCCUACCUGACCGACACUAAGAGGAAGCUGCAGCAGGUUGUGUGGGUCAACCUGAGAGAGGAGGCUGUGCUGGAGUGUGACGGGCGCACCCACAGCCUGCGGUGGCCUGGGCCCCCCACGGCCCCUAGCCAGGUGGAGAACCUGGAGACGCAGCUGAAGGCCCACCUGAGCAUGCCUCCCGCAGGCACCCAGGGCCCGCGGGCCCGCAGGUUCCAGACAUGCCUCACGACGCAGGAGGUCUUCAGCCAGCACCGCGGGGCCUGCCCCGGCCUCACCUACCACCGCGUCCCCAUGCCAGACUUCUGUGCCCCCCGCGAGGAGGAUUUUGACCGGCUGCUGGGGACCCUGCAGGCUGCCCUCGCCAAGGACCCGGGUACUGGCUUCGUGUUCAGCUGCCUCAGCGGCCAGGGCCGGACCACGACCGCCAUGGUGGUGGCUGUGCUUGCCUUCUGGCACAUCCGAGGCUUCCCCGAGGUGGGCGAGGAGGAGCUCGUGAGCGUGCCCGAUGCCAAGUUCACCAAGGGCGAAUUUGAGGUGGUGAUGAAGGUGGUGCAGCUGCUGCCUGAUGGGCACCGCGUGAAGAAGGAGGUGGACGCAGCACUGGACACGGUCAGUGAGACCAUGACGCCCAUGCACUACCACCUGCGGGAGAUCAUCAUCUGCACCUACCGCCAGGUGAAGGCAGCGAAAGCGGCCAAGUCAGAGCGGGAGGCCCGGAGGCUGCAGCUGCGGAGCCUGCAGUACCUGGAACGCUACGUCUGCCUGGUGCUCUUCAACGCGUACCUCCACCUGGAGAAGGCCGGCUCCUGGCAGAGGCCCUUCAGCGCCUGGAUGCGGGAGGUGGCAGCAAAGGCCGGCAUCUACGAGAUCCUCAACCAGCUGGGCUUCCCCGAGCUUGAGAGCGUGGAGGACCAGCCCUUCUCGAGGCUGCGCUGCCGGUGGCAGGAGCAGAGCCACAGCCCCGAGCCCUCCGCUGCAGGGGACAUCCUGUAGGGG